GAUUCCUAAUCGAGAAUCGAUUAUACUAAGUUAACUGUCAAGCGUAAGCAGUAUGGUUGUAAAAUGUAAUCGUAAAAUGUAAAUAAUCUGUUGAGACGCGAACUGAAAGUAAUUAAACAAAAUGACGACAAGAAGUUUAACAGAUGUUUUUAUUUUGAUGCGUAACAAUGCUAUGCAAAGUCGUCAUUUUUAUUCCGAACAGCAUGUAUCAGAUCGGACAACGUUGGUUGGUGGGGCUUCUGAUCCUGAGUCAGGUGGUCUGGAGUUGCGACAAAAUGCAGGGAACAGCCGUGGUAGUGGUAAUCAGCCACCAAUGUGGGCGGAUGCUCUGGAAGAGGCACAGUACACAUUAUCAAGACUGCGAUCCAAAGUGAAAGAGCUGGAAGCUCUUCAUUCACGUCACCUCCAUCGUCCAACACUGGAUGACUCUUCAGAGGAGGAACAACGUAUCGAGGCAUUGACACAGGAUAUAUCCAGGAUGUUCGGCACUGCCCAGCGCUUGCUGCAGCAGGUCCGCCAACAGAGUGGUGGAGGAAAGACUGUAGGAGGGAGGGCAGACCGUCCUGGCCGCCUUUCUCACAAUGUGGUGUCCGCUCUUGUGUCUGCACUGCAAGAUGUUUAUGUAGCAUUCCGCCGAACGCAGACAAAUUAUCUGAAGAAAUUAGAUUCUCGUGAGGAGCGUUCUCGUCAGCUUCUGGCCUCUCCUCUUGAGAUCCCAGAUGAACCGUGGGCGCUACCAGGGUCCGUAACACACGCAGGUGUAGAUGACUGGGAAGUAGACUCGGACAUUGACCACAUUGACAGGCAGUUUGGGUCUUCUGGUGCUAUGGCUGGGUCUGCUGCAGCUUCACAGACACAGCUGUUACUGCUGGAGGAAGAGAACACCAGAAUGGUGGAGCAGAGAGAGAAAGAAGUGCAGGCAAUUGUGAAGUCUAUUGCAGAACUGAAUCACGUCUUCCGGGAUUUGGCCCAUAUGGUUGCUGAUCAGGGAACAAUUCUGGACCGGAUUGACUACAACAUUGAGCAGUGUCAGGCUGAAGUACAUCAGGGUUACCAACAGCUGCAGAAGGCCAGCAGAUAUCAGCAGAAGAACAGAAAACUUGUGUGUAUAAUUAUUAUGGCUGCAAUUACCCUUGUGAUGAUUAUACUGCUAAUUGUUGUCAAAUCAUGAGCUGGUCUAUAUUCAGUGCUUGAAGAGAAGGAAAUGUCCAGGAGCUGUGCAACAGCCAUAUGGUUGUACACGAUUAUCAGGAUUCCAUACCUCGGCAGAAGCAGAUUAAGCCAAAUCAUCCUUACGAUUCUGACAACGGUAUUCCAUAUUUUUUUCCAUGUCCUUUGUGAAUGUUGCUGGAAAAAGACUGUAAAAAUGACCAAUAUCAACAUAGGAAGUUAACUUCCACUUAAUGAGUUGAAUAUUUAUACAAGUUCCAGACAAAAUGCAUUUCUGUUGAAAUAUUAGUUUACACCUUCUGUCAAAAAUAUUUAUCCAGUGUAAUAACAUGGGGUUUCUACCUUCAGUAUAUUGUUCACAUCAGUUGUGGGCUUUAAAAAGACGCAUUGACAUGUAUAGUUCUUCCUGUUUAGACUGAUUCUGGUCAACAACUGCAGCUAAUGUUUCUGAAUAAUUUUUGUGUUGACGAACCAUCUACUUGCUGUACUUUGAAAUUUUUAAACCCAAAAGGAAGGUAGAAAGUUCAUACUAUCUAAUCAUGAUUGAAUUGAAUUUUGCAUUACAAUAUGUACUUACGUACACCAACUAAACCAAUGCUGAGGCAGCCUAUUAAACAUCAUUAUAACUUUGUUGUAUAUGGUAGCCGGUAUUUAUAUGAACAGCAUCUGGCAGUGAAAAGUUUCUUUUUGUAAAAUGUAUUUAUUUUUAUUAAGUAAAUUAAAAUAAUACCCAGUAAAAA
Molecule: messenger RNA, 1910 nt
Organism: Schistocerca gregaria
Lineage: Eukaryota; Metazoa; Arthropoda; Insecta; Orthoptera; Acrididae
Product: syntaxin-16-like
Exons: 5
Coding region: 122-1171 (349 amino acids)
Biological process (GO): intracellular protein transport; vesicle-mediated transport; vesicle fusion
Cellular component (GO): endomembrane system; membrane; SNARE complex
Molecular function (GO): SNAP receptor activity; SNARE binding
Source: RefSeq, a predicted model, not a curated record